Molecule: messenger RNA, 1416 nt
Organism: Phytophthora nicotianae INRA-310
Lineage: Eukaryota; Oomycota; Peronosporomycetes; Peronosporales; Peronosporaceae
Exons: 2
Coding region: 1-1416 (471 amino acids)
Cellular component (GO): cytoplasm
Molecular function (GO): protein binding
Source: RefSeq, a predicted model, not a curated record
AUGCCUCGCAUCACCGUAGAGCUGCUGCGGAAGCGGGCGGAACACAAUGAAGGUAUGAUUUCCACACUUGAGGAGAUCUCACUACACCAAGAAGAACUGGAGAAGAUCGAAGUGAUCGGCACUUUGUGUCGCAAGUUGCGUAUCCUGUACCUGCAGAACAACAUAAUUGAGAUGAUCGAGGACUUAACGCACAUGAAAGAGCUGCGAUAUCUUAAUUUGGCUCUAAACAACAUCAGUGAGAUCGAAGGUCUACACAGCUGCGAGUUCCUCAACAAACUGGACCUCACCGUCAACUUUGUGGACUUCGACACCUUGGAGAAGAGUAUCGACCACCUCAAACCUCUGCAGCACCUUCGAGAGCUCUACAUGCUCGGUAACCCAUGCCAAUCCAACUGGGAGACUGGAUUCCGCGAGUACGUGAUCGCCUCACUGCCUCAACUUGAGAUUCUGGACGGUAAAGAGAUUCAUCGUAGCGAUCGAAUUAAAGCCUUACAAGUCUUUCAAGAGAGACAGCAGUAUGUUCGUCAAGAAGCCAUUGCGGUGCGUGAUAAGAAGGCGCAACAACAAGCAGAAGAUGAAGCUGUGAUUGAAGUGGUGGGCGGCAAAGCGACCGAUAUUUCGGAGAAGAAGUCGGUCAUGUCGUCGACGGAGAAGGUCCCAUAUACACCACACACCCGUCGUGAAAUGUAUCUCGAGAUGGCGGAGCAGAAGGAAGAGGAAGAAGCUCGCAGACGCGAAAACCAGCCGAGGGAGAGGAACGCAGAAGCUGAACACGAGGAAACGCUGCGCAAGGCUCGAGAGCUGGAAGAACGGGCAGAUGGGUCCAUUCGGCAAUGCAACGAAGGCAAGUGGGAGUUCCGACUCAUGGACGAGAUCCUCGAUAUUAUUCUGGAGGUGGAUCUACCUCGGUUCAUGGACACGUCAUUGAUAGACGUGGACGUUCAUCCUUCGUACGUCUCCAUAGUGGCAAAGAAUAAGGUUCUCCGGCUCAAAUUCCCGGAGCUCGUACAUUCAGAUGCGGGCAAAGCGGAACGAUCAAAGACCACCGGAACCCUGCGCUUGACACUACCGAAAGCACAUGUUACCCCCACACAACAACUACGCGCAAAGUUAAACCGUGAAGAACAGGAGAAAACGAUGAAAGACAAGAAAAAACCGACUUCAACCAUGAAAAGCACCUCGAGGCGAUCCAAGAUUUCUGACGAGCUUCUUGAAGCUGCAAGCAAGGUUUCACCGGAUCAACGUCGCGCAGUCAACAUUCGCGGGCUAGUGAAGAAAGAGAACAAAGAAGACAAUAAUGCUCUUCACAAACGCCCGCAAAUGACUCCACUAGUGACGAAAACGACUGCGAGCCACAGCAUUGGCCCCGAAGUAGAACUCGAGGAGGACGAAGAUGCCCCACCGCUAGUUUUCUAA